Messenger RNA from Lytechinus pictus (painted urchin), 4435 nucleotides. Its product is annotated as dickkopf-related protein 1-like. NCBI's taxonomy places the organism in Eukaryota, Metazoa, Echinodermata, Echinoidea, Temnopleuroida, Toxopneustidae. Gene Ontology annotation, molecular function: co-receptor binding; receptor antagonist activity. The transcript is spliced from 2 exons. Gene Ontology annotation, biological process: negative regulation of canonical Wnt signaling pathway. The record is from RefSeq and is a predicted model, not a curated record. Bases 110 to 817 code for a protein of 235 amino acids.
AUGUGAAACAGACAGGGAGUGUCCAUACAAGUACUACUGCCACAGCGGCGAGGGCCACAAAUCAUGUCUCAAGUGCAGAAAAUCGCAUCGUCGCUGCCAUAGCAACAAGAUGUGUUGUCAAGGAAACACGUGUGUAGAAGGCCGCUGCAUCCCCCACCAGUUCCGUUUCGACGAGGCAUAUAACACCGCCGUGCAGAACUUCGAAUCGGAGGUGGAAGAAGAGGAGAGCUUUAUCCAAGACACCAAGUACAAACUGAGAAAAGCUCGUGAGGGUGAGCAGUGUUCUUCGUCGGUACAGUGCGAGGAUGGUUUGUGCUGUGCUCAGCAUCUCUGGUCCAAGAUCUGUAAGCCCAUGUUGGAAGAGGGUGAUAUCUGUACCAAAAAGAGGGACCGUCUCACCGACGUAUUCCAACGAUGUGAAUGUUCAGAAGGUCUUUCCUGCAAGAGAGAUUCUGUUGCCCAACGACGUCUCCACGUCUGUCAAGCCGUCAAACACCGAUCGAGUGGCACAAGCACAGAACGGGAUGGCGCAGAGGGCGCUUUGCGGGAUGAAACCUCAGCACAGCGAGAAAGAUUAUUAUCACUUCCUGUCGAAAAGAUCAGGCCGCUUCCAAGCAAGAACGACGGCGAUCUUCUCGGCUACCUUUCGGCGGAAUCAGGCGAGAAGCUCUUCGACCUCGCUAGUAGAGGCGAGCGGUGGAUAAUGCCUUUGGGGCGGCCGCCGGCGAAAUUGAAAGGCACGGCGUACAGGGACACAACCGAAAUUACGCGUACGGAACAAACCGAUAUUGAGGCAAGUCAGUUAACUGUAUUAUGAUCGCUAUGAUCCUUACGAUGACUUGACGAGGUAGCAAGAUGGUGAGAUGCAAAUGGUAUGAUGAGCAUCUUGCGCAAAAUGAUGAGAGGAUAAUCACAAUAUGAUGAGGAAGACAAUCAUAGUACGGGCGCCAGACCUUUGACGAUGAGUCGGGACAGUCAGACAUGCUAAUUGGAAAAGUAAACCUUACUCCUUGAUGAAGCCGUUGCACUGCCGAACUCUCCCUGUCUGUCGCCGCUCUUUAAAAUCUCCUCAAGCGGUGGUGUCGCCACACAAAUAUCUCGGUGGAUCGUUCCACUUCAUGAAAAUAUAGAUAAAACUAUGAUUGGUGUGGGAUGGAUUAAACAAGCGAGUUAUAAGAGAAUCGUUUGUCGGUCAUGAUGAGCCAAAUCAUGGUAUCUGUUUAACUAAAUUGAUAAUACAUGGGACAUGUUGCGAUGUAUAAAUUGGAGGUCCAACAUGACCUUUCAAAAACGAAAGCAAAAUCUGGUAUUACGUUUACUUUGAAAACCCGAAGUGUGAAGAGUUAAAUUGUCAUUUCUAAAUGGCCAAACACUGACCUCACUCCCAAUAGGUAAUAGGUGGAUAAACACCUUUAACAUGCUAGAUGCAAUAGUCUGAAUCUAUUAUGUUAAAAGUACUUGUCUUCCAUUUUGAAACGAAAACUUGUCACUUCUCAUACCUUGGUGAAAGAACACGUCAUUUUCUAUGGUUAAAUAUUCUAUAUGGAGCAUUUCAGCGGGUUUUUUUUUCUUACAGUUAAAUAUCAAAGGUCACAAAAUAUGUCUAGGCAUUCAACAUGUGAAAAUGCGAAUAUUAAUGAAUAUGAAAAUGCAUUUUCGUAUUCAGAUUGUUUGAUAGAUUAUUGUGAGAUACAUAACUAUCAUUGGCUAUAGGGAAGUCAGUCUCUGCGUCAAGUUUGCAUUCUUUAAUAAAAGCAGAAAAUGAGAGAUUAAUAUAUCGAUCAAAGUUUAACGGAACUCAAUAGAUAAUAAGGUUAUGAUGUUACUUUAGAGCUGCUCCCCCUUAAUAUCACGUACUUUAAUUCCAUAAAUUGCAUUCUUAAUGAUUUAUUGUUAAUCAGUCGAUCCCUUUUCAGGGAAACGUGAACGAGCAAAUUGUCAGAAACUGUAUUUUGAUGCCCAGCAUAGUUUGUGGUUUUCUGUAUUGGUCACACAGUAACAGUGAAUCGUCGUAUGGAAAAGCAGCUCCAAAGUAUCAUCAUGAUAAUUGAAACUAGAAAAAUUCUUAACUUUUUUUAUCCUUAGUUUUCUAUUUUCCUCGAACUUUCAUUGAUAUUUUUCUCCUUAUUUUCAACGUCUUUGUAAACAUGCUAAAAGCAAGAUGGACGUCCCUUGUACAAUUGAGACAUUUUGCAUUUAUCAAUGUAGAAUGUGAUGAAAGAUCUUGUGCAUCAAGGAAAAGGAAAUAUGACAUUAACCUUUAAUAUUCAAGUUUACAGAAGUUGAUUCAAAUACGUAUUCAGAUAUUAAUAUUUGUUAUUGGCGUUUUAGUCAUUGCACAGGUUAAACUAAUUAUGUGACAUGGAUGACCAGUGUGUGACGUAACAGCAUCAAUCAUGUGAUCUCUCUUUAUUGAUCUCACGUGACGUCGUGUCAGGUGAUGUAACUGUCACGUGAUUACUUGAACAUGUUGUAUCCGAUCCGACAGUAAUUAUAAGUUUGAUUUCGUAUUGUUGUGGAGCAAUAUAGAGUUAACCUAUUAUAUGAGCAUAUGUAUUAUUUUUCUUUUUGUAAAUAACACGGGUAAAAUAUUUCUAUAUCGAUGUUAACAUCAUAUUGGAACGAAUCUGCUUAUGGUUUUUCGAAAAAAAACUAUUUAUGAUUCCAAUAAGAGCUUUAGUAACACAUUUUUAUGGUUUUUUUUCUAUUUAUGUACUUUCUAACAAGCUGAUAUAAUUACAUAGACAUGAGGCUGUUCUACAUGCUUAAAGCAUGUACUUAUCUUAAAUAUCAUAUCAUUCGUAAUAUUUGUUAGACUGUUAGAACGCUAACUCUUGUUAUGAUUUUAUUUAACGCUUUAGUUAUUUAUAUUUUCUAGACGAUGUCAGUCUCGAUGGAGACCGAGUUAGUCGUUCUGUGUAAAGAUCCUAGAACAAUUAUUGAAAGUGACACCGUUGCGUCGAACCCUUUCAAAUUUUCAUUGCUAUUGUUAGAAUUGUUUAGUUUUUGUUAGAUGUGUUUGUUUUUCUCAACCUGGUUUAUCAGAAGAUAUAAAUCUAUCAUUUGUUCUCAAUCAUCAUAAUCAGAGAAUCACACUUUCCUUGUUUGCAUCUACUGCCGAGGUUAAUUUCCCGUUCAACAGUCUGAUAUUUUCAAGUUAUUGUUAGAUUAUUUCAAAAAGUAUAUUUUGUUUAUUUUAAGUUUUGCAUUGAAAAAGUGAAUACGGUGUUUUUUGUGCUUGUCUUACGUUCAUGAAACAAUGUAAAAUCACGAAAGGGUAACGAUUUAAUGUGACGAUGAUACAUCGCUUAGAAUGGGUUAAAGUGAUUGGUUAACAUUGUUUUGACUUUUUAAAAAUCUGAGCUAGAAGGUCACACUUGUCACCUGUGUCUGUGAAAUGUUACAAAAAAUGAAGCCCAGAAAAAAUUGCGUUCGAAAAUAAUUAUUUAGUGCUUCAAAAAUUGAAAUAUAAAGUGACCGAAAACACCAUCUUAAUUUCAUCCCAUACACUUAUGUGUACUAUUUAGGCGUCUAUAAGACGCCUAUUUACAAAAUCGGGGUUUGCGUUGUAGUUUUAGCUUUUCAUUCUCAAUAAUGGUUGUUUUCAGGGUUUAUUAGUUCUAAUACAUGCACUUGUACACAUGUUUCAUCUUGGUUUGAGAAUUUUUUAAAUCGGCUGCUCACAAAGUUAAACAAUACCUUUAAGCGACUGAGCAAUUGUGGUUAGGAACACUUUAUUGACCAUGAUUGCAAUGAAAAGCUAUUACAUUAAUAGUUAUUGGACACGAAUUGCAAGCAAAAAGAGGUGAAAAGUGAUGAUUUAAUGGCAUCGGAAAUAUCUAUUUCUUGUCAUUAUCACCUUGGCAGUGGCCUUUUCCCUUUUCUUUGUUUCAGAAAAGUUGGCUUCAGGACUCGGCUAAAGAUUUUAAUAGCUUCCCCUAGCCACACCCUUCACCGUGAAAAUUAUUCGUGUUAGUCUCCGAUCCAUGCUUUUAAAUUUCACAUCGCCAUUAUACCUAACCCAUAAUUCAAUAUUUUGUAAUGUGACGUUUAAAAAAAUAAUUGAGAUUGAUCGCUGGGGUUUAUUUUCAUAAUAAUUCAGUGAAUGAAAAUUCGAAGUUUGGAGUUGCAUUUGAUGUGGGUUUUCUUUUAAAAAAAAAAUGAAUAUUUGUUUUCCGAAAGGUUACUUUUCGCUGCCAACGCUGUGCGUUAAUCGACCACACCCUAAAUUUCGUCACCAAUUUACCCUGAAAUUCAUGGAUAACGUUUAUAUCCUGAUCCCUUUUUGGUUCAAAAUGAAAUAGUUGAAGUGUGACACAUUUUAUAAUUAAUCUAAGUUAAACGACAUAUGAAAUUUAAAAAAAUGGUUUUGAUAUCCCCCAUCGGACUAAUGACAUAUAUUGAAAUUGCAAACUAAUAUCAUUUCCAAUGACAG